Molecule: messenger RNA, 1095 nt
Organism: Astrephomene gubernaculifera
Lineage: Eukaryota; Viridiplantae; Chlorophyta; Chlorophyceae; Chlamydomonadales; Astrephomenaceae
Source: the annotation of a GenBank genome assembly
AACGCCGCGGCAGGUUGCCGAUUGCGUUCCUUACAGCACCGACUGGCCCUUGACCCUUAUUACCAGUAGCUAGUUCCUAAUUGUUUUUGCUGCCUAAAUGUCAGCAACAAUUAUAGCUAGAGCGUUUGGUAUUCCUAACCGUUGCCCUGUAGCUCGUCAGCGCUUGCACCGGACGACGCGAACGGCUUCAGCAUGGCAUGGCAAGCCGUUUAGCCGAUCGACUUUUACGCGCAUAGAAGCGCAGAAGAAUGGCGGACUUGGGGACGAGGACAUAGACGUCGCGGUCUUUCGCUUUACCCUUGGCAUAAAGGGUUUCGACGACCGCUUAAUACCACGGGUGGUUGGACUUGCCAUCGCAGCUCUCCUCGCGCUGAACCACGUCGCAGGGGCACAGCCUACACCUGACGCUCAGCUCCGAUCCGAAUGGCUGGGCCUGCUGCUGGCGGUGAUGUGCGUGCUGGUGCCGGAGAUAGAGGAGCGGCUGCGGGAGGCGAUGCCGGGACGUGGGCGGCAAAAAACCGCCGAAGCCAUCCCGGGCGCCGCAAACUGCUUCUUCCUGGAGCCCUCCCUACCCGAAAGCACGAAGAAGGAGCUGGCGUGGUGCUCCUUCGCGCUGCUCAAGAACACCAACUGCUGCGGAUUGCUGCUGGUGGCGGGCGACCGGGUGCUGCUGGCACGCGGGGCGCUGGGCUCGCAGCUGGUGAGGCCGGGGGACGCGGAGCGCUCCCUGGCCGCCAUGUCGCAGGAUUAUACUAGCGUUUGCAGCACCAGCAAGAUCUCGGAGGUGGCAUCGGGUGCCGUGUCGCAGCUGUGGCUUCCAGAACGUGGAGACUUCGGUGGGGCAGGCAUGCAGGCACUUGCGGUGCUGCCUGAGGGCGCGCAGUGCCUCCUAGCUCAGCACGUAGCGGCACAGAGCGGCCGACCCGCAGUGCUGCUGGUGUUUUCGGAGCGGCCGAGGGCUAUGGCUGAGCGUGAGCGCGGCUGGGUUGCUACAAUCGCGGACAAGCUAUCGGCGUUCGUUUGAUACUGUAUUGUAUGGCAGAAGGCUAGCCCUUUGCUGGACAUGGGUGCGUUGGAGCAUGUUGGAGGCUGGGG